This is a messenger RNA of Cannabis sativa, 1603 nucleotides long. RefSeq lists its product as uncharacterized. The record is from RefSeq and is a predicted model, not a curated record. The coding region runs from base 594 to 1217 and encodes 207 amino acids. The transcript is spliced from 3 exons. NCBI's taxonomy places the organism in Eukaryota, Viridiplantae, Streptophyta, Magnoliopsida, Rosales, Cannabaceae.
GAAAGAAACUGUUACUUAUGCCAUUCUAGGGUGGACCAGAGCUAAGUCCAUAUGAAAACAUACUAGUCUCCACUCCUACUCAACAAACAAUCACUAUGACAUCCAGGACUUCUUGCUAAGAGCUUUUGAUACUCUGCAUAAUGAUCAACUCCCACUCCCGCCCCACAAAUGGAGAGAUAGAUCAUCCCUCUCGGAUCUUGUACAAUUGGUUCAAAACUCUUUAUCUUUAUUUCCUAAUAUUUCUGUUUAUCACAUUUCAAGGAACAAUAUUGUUCGUGUGUAUAAUUAUGCUAGGAAAUCAUUAGACUCAGAUAGAGAAAUCGUUUGGAAUGGUUCUUUUCCAAAUCAGCAUUUGUAAUUGUAACCUUUUCUUAUUGCUCUUUCUUUAUUGGUUACUUUACAUAAAAAAAUAAAUAAAUAAAUAAAUAACGGCGUCGUUUUACGUAGUAGUAGCAGCAGAAACUAUCUGCUUUUUUUUUUUUUGUCUGAGGUCUCAACCUACUUAACCUCGUACUACUAUAACCAAAAGUCACUCAUCUCCAUUAACGACCGGAAAGGAAGAGUAGAAGAGAAAAUUAUCGGAGGGUAUUCUAAUGGAGGGAGUUGGGUCACGAUUGGGCCGAGCAUCCUCCCGUUACGGCCCAGCAGCCACCGUCUUCAACGGCCCAGUUAGGAAGUGGAAGAAGAAAUGGGUCCAUGUUUCCUCCUCCUCUUCUUCUUCAACCCUCAACGCCUACAACCACAACCCUCAAUCACAAUCCAACGGCACCCCAACCCCCCGCCUCCUCCUCUGCCGAUGGACUCCCGCCACCGCUACUUCAGCCGCCGCUUCCGACGGCUCCGGCGGAACGCAGUUGGAAGAGCCACCGAGGAGGAAGUUCCGGUAUACUCCUAUUGCUGUGCUGGAGGAACAGAAGAGGAUUGCUGAGAAAAAGGUGGAAGAUGAAGAGAAAACAAAUGAGAUGGUGGACCAAUUGACAACUGGGCCAACAACCAUGAGUGACGAGAAGCAUGAAAAGCCAAACAUUGAUGAUGUUUUGAAGGAAGAAAACAAUGUAACAGAGAUGAAUGGAGUGCAGGAUUCAGACCUGAGCAUUUUGGAUUUGGGAUUGGGCUUGAACAGCCCCAAUGACAACUUGGAUGACAUUGAGACCAAGGAGUCUCAGACUGAGAAAACGAGCUCUAGCACGCUUCUGUCAAUGGAUGAGGCAGCGUAGAGCAUCUCUUUCACUGAAGUUGCUUCAUUUGGUAAUAGGAAGUUGGCCUUAAUCUCACUCAAGCCAACUGCAUAUCAUAAAUCUAGUGUGAUAAUCCUCGUAUUGUGAUUAAGCUGUAGGCGUAGUUUCUAGCUUUUCAUUGUACAUUGAUGUUAGUUAGUAGUACAUAAUGAAAGGCACUUAAUAAUUAAAAACUCAAUUCUCUGUAAAUACCUUGGAGUCUGUUUAACUCCUGUAAUUUCGGAAGUAGUACAGUAAAUCCUGUUUAUGUUUAUCUUCAACGCAGUCUAAGUUCUAGUUUCUAGACUCGACACUAGCAGUGUGAAGGAAUGAUCAUCAAAACUGUAUCUGACAAAAAUAAAUGGCAACUACUUUCCUCUGCUCAA